ACUCUGAGAAUAUAUAAGGAUAAGCUUGUGACGUUCGAUAUCCAGAGCUCUGUAGUGGACGGUGAAGGUCAAAGAAUUCAAAAUCUAUGCAAUAAACUGCAAGACAAAAUGAAAGACCUGUUGAAGGGAAAUAUCCAAAAGCUCAAACGUUUACCAGCCAUUGUCAGGGGAGGUGUGCAUGACAGAUACUGGCCUACAGAAGACGAGCGAUUAAUUGAGUACGACAUUGAUGACACAGUUUAUGAAGCAGAUUCUCGAUAUCAGAACAUCAAGAUUCUUCAUUCAAAACAGUUUGGAAACAUUCUUCUCCUCAACGAUGAUAUUAAUUUAGCAGAGAGUGACCUCCCUUAUACACAAGCCAUAAUGGGCAGUGGAACAGAGAACUACACAGGGAAAGAAGUUCUUAUUCUAGGAGGAGGAGAUGGGGGAAUCCUACAGGAACUGGUGAAGUUAAAGCCAAAGAUGGUCACCAUGGUGGAAAUUGACCAAAUGGUGAUUGAUGCAUGUCGCAAAUACAUGCGCAAAGCUUGUGGAGAUGUUCUGGAUCAUCUGAAAGGCGAUUGCUACCAGGUGUUAGUGGAAGAUUGCAUUCCAGUGUUGAAGAGAUAUGGUGAGGAAGGAAGGCUGUUUGAUUAUGUAAUUAAUGACCUAACAGCUAUUCCUAUCUCCACUUCUCCAGAAGAAGAAUCUACUUGGGAGUUUUUGCGAUCUAUUCUUGAUCUUUCUGUGAAGGUUCUGAAACCCACUGGGAAAUACUUUACCCAGGGUAACUGUGUGAACAUGACAGAAGGAUUGGCAAUGUAUGAAGAGCAGCUUAACAGGCUAUCCUGUCCUGUGGAAUUUUCAAAGAAAGUUGUAUGCGUUCCCUCAUACAUGGAAUUGUGGGUGUUCUACACUGUCUGGAAAAAGUAAAGCUAGUCUUUACAGAAGAAAAAGUUACAAGUUGUAAUUUUAUGAAACCCAAUAAAAUCAUUAAAACACAAAAAAUAAUUACAGAACUAUGUGCUGCAUGAUGCUUCCUUCCUAGCUUCCACCUGUUGCAUGUUCUAUCCCAAAUUGAACAAAUACUGUAAGCUUAAAUCAAGACUACAGCUGUCCAAUAUGUAUUGGAUCGUGGUGUGAUUUGAUUCUUUUCAGGAAAGAUCCAGCUUGUAUAUUUUGGUGAGUUUUUUUUUAAAUUUCUAGGCAAUCAAUUUACAUUUUAAGUGGAAGUGCAAGGAGGAUACUGAAUGCACUGGACCAUUGAAUGUUACUGUUAACCUGAAUCUAGAUCUUUUGCUUUAUAAAUAUUUAAUAGAUUGGUUCAGAUUUGUGUUUAGUGGUGAUGUUUUAUCCCAGUUAUUUUUUUAUCCCAGAAUCUUUAACCCUUUAGAUAUAUUAUUGCCAUUGCAUGUUUGAAAAUUGUACGUGUGUUUAUCAUGAAACAUCUGAGUAAACUGACGUUUUACAAUUU
Messenger RNA from Callorhinchus milii (elephant shark), 1453 nucleotides. RefSeq names its product spermine synthase (gene sms). Gene Ontology annotation, molecular function: spermine synthase activity. The record is from RefSeq and is marked provisional. NCBI's taxonomy places the organism in Eukaryota, Metazoa, Chordata, Chondrichthyes, Chimaeriformes, Callorhinchidae. Gene Ontology annotation, biological process: spermine biosynthetic process.